Molecule: messenger RNA, 7262 nt
Organism: Scomber scombrus (Atlantic mackerel)
Lineage: Eukaryota; Metazoa; Chordata; Actinopteri; Scombriformes; Scombridae
Gene: ammecr1
Product: AMMECR nuclear protein 1
Exons: 6
Coding region: 1119-2132 (337 amino acids)
Source: RefSeq, a predicted model, not a curated record
UCUUCUGAAUUGCACAUUUGAUACCCCCAGAAGUUACGCAUUAUGUGUAUCUGGUGGGCGCAACGCAUUUUCUUGAAUCCGGUUCCGGCGUGCCGACGACACCGAUGCCUGCGUGCCCACGGACUGAUCACAGGGCUUUUACCCGAACAGCACUGAAUGGUAGCAGCUGAGAGACGGGUGCGGAGCAAGGGCGGCCAAACCCGGAGGAUUUCUCACGGCUCACGGACUAGAAUGCACUUCUAUAUGUAUCCCCAUGAACGGAUGACAACCUCCAAACAAACCUACACUGAAAACUUUCAGCUCUGCAUCUGACGCGGGGGUGUUAUUGACAUUUUUUAUCAGCCAGGUCCAAGAGCAGACAUCAUGCAGGUGCAAACUGUGGGCUAACGUUACUGAAAUGACUUGCUCGGCGCUGACGCGUUUCAUUGUGCCAUGCCAGCCCCGCAUUGUCAGAUGCCAUUUUACUCUGCGUUACCCCAGCGUCUGGACUUCCAACAUACUGGGCCUGUUGUGUAAUUAGAAGUCCGUGAGUGAGGCAGUGGCAAACGAGCUGGUGCAAUGAGAAGCUACGUUGUCCAAGGCAUUGUGCGCAAUUUGUGCUGAAGCUUAUGGGUCCUGCGUACUCCAGCUCCCGGCUUCCACUUGGAGAGGUGUGCUGCGGGGCUACAGCGCACUGGCUGUCAGCUUCACAUCUGGACCGCCUGGAUACUGUCAUCUGCGGCCUGCUCGGACUGUGCACUCCCUGAACUUGUAUGUCUGAGUGGGAAAACUUAUUGACAUCGCCUCGGAUGGUGUUGUCGUGUUAGGGGAAGGGGUGAAUAUUUGACAGGGAACUUGACGUUAUCGGUGAUCCGCUGGGAACACCGUUGUCCAAAGCUGGACUGGCUGACUACUCAAGGAAAAAACGCUUGUCAAGCUAUGGAUUUUGCGUAGCUAAGUCACGCAUUUUUAAAGGCAACGCUAGGGUGACAUUGCAGUCUUCUCACCACAUCGGUUAUUUCGUCGUCCGACAAAAAAAUCAAAGAGUGAAAGUGGAGUAUUGUCCGUCAUACGCAUCAACGCAGUGGGAUUUCUACGUCUGGUCGGCGUUCCCCCCCACCCUUCCCGCGGUGACGGUUAUGGGUCGGAAGCGGUGUGUCGGUGCAGAUUGUUCCAAGAUGGCGGCCGGGUGCUGCGGGGUGAAGAAGCAGAAACUGUCGGGAUCGCCCGGGUCGGGGGGUCCCGGCGGGGUGGGGGCGGGAAGCGGGGUGACAGGAACCGGACAUUGUGGAUCGGAGUUAGGGAUUGGCUCCUCGGCGACUGUUGCAGCAGCGGCAGCGGCGGCCAACGCGAGCAGAGCCAACGGCCUGGGGGGACCCGGGGGUAACGUUAGCGGCGGCGGCAGCAGCAGUGGCAGUAGCGGGACGAACGCUCUGUCCCCAGCCCCGGCCGGUUACACUUCAUCCGGCCUUUCCCCGAAUCUCAGCCCGGGACCUGGCUCGGGAAGUGGGGGAAGAAAAAUGGUCGUCUCCGCGGAGAUGUGCUGCUUCUGUUUCGACGUGCUUUAUUGCCAUCUGUACGGAUACCAACCUCCGAGAACACCCAGGUUUACAAACGAUCCCUACCCGCUGUUUGUCACAUGGAAAAUAGGCAGAGACAAGCGGUUGAGGGGUUGUAUAGGUACAUUUUCUGCCAUGAAUCUGCACUCAGGACUCAGGGAGUACACCCUUACCAGUGCCCUUAAAGACAGCCGCUUCCCCCCCAUGACAAGGGAUGAGCUGCCUCGCCUCUUCUGCUCAGUGUCUCUUCUCACCAACUUUGAAGACGUCGGUGAUUACCUUGACUGGGAGGUGGGUGUUCACGGUAUUAGGAUAGAGUUUUUCAAUGAAAAAGGAUCAAAGCGCACCGCCACCUACCUACCAGAGGUUGCAAAGGAGCAAGGUUGGGACCACAUUCAAACCAUAGAUUCCUUAUUACGAAAGGGAGGUUACAAAGCUCCCAUCACAAAUGACUUCAGGAAGACCAUUAAGUUAACCAGGUACCGUAGCGAGAAGAUGACAAUGGGUUAUGCAGAGUACAUUGCCCACCGCCAGCACCAUCACUACCAGAAUGGCAUUGGGCACCCUCUACCACCCUACAACCAUUAUUCCUGACAGCGAGCCGCAUGACCAAUCAUUGGACCUCUCCGCGGACCUUUUCCCAGGAGAGCCUGCCCCCUCCUGGUCUAGCUAUUUCUACUACUGUACCAUUUUAUGAUGAUAGUUUCCGUUGCCAUGCUGGCCGUCUCCCAGACGUUGACAUGGCAACGGGUGGCAACGAAGCAUCAUUUGAUAAUGGGAAGAAAUCCACAUUUUUCGUUUUCUUUGCCUGUGGUUAAGUUUUUGCAGCAUAUGUAUACUUCUAUCUAUAACCCCCUUCAUUCAUAUUAUUUGAAAAAAUUAACAAAUAUUAGAUUUUAUUAAUCUUUUCAGCAAACCUAAUCAGGUGUUUGAUUCUGUGGAUGGAAGGAAGUCUCUUACAGUGGAUUAGUCUUGCUCUUUAUAUUGUUUAGGCUUUGCUACAAUUUUACAUUUAAUAAGAAAAUUCGUUUUUUUUUUCUUUCCUCAUUUUCUUUAUCUUACUAUCCAGACAUUACGUAUACCAUGUAGCAAGGCAACUGCAGUUCUCAAAGGCUGUGUCGUCUCUAUUCUGAUUCCUCUCAAAAAAAGGUUGACUGUUGAGGUUGUUUUAGCCUUGUAAACUGUAGUGUUGUAGUUGGAACUAUAUAUACUGGGAUCUGUAUACUCCAAAGUAUAGAUUGUAGGAUUGUGAUGCCCUUUGACCAGCCCGCGCUGGUUGUCUUUAUUGUUUGAGCUCACAAUCGUGUGUGUGUAUGUGUGUAUUUCUGUGUGUGGAUAUAGACAUUGGUCUGCCAUGAGAUGAAAAACCAGUAGAGUAAAUUAGUAAUUGGAUUGAACCUAAAGAUUCCCUAAGAUAAUUUUUUUGGACCCCCCCCCCUCGGAGUAUUUGUAGUGUUUUUGUGGUUGAACCCGUACAUCUUGAACUGCGUUUGUUAGGCUAGAGUUCACAGCUGCGUUCCCUCUCUACUCUUUUAGUUUUUUCGGUUCAACUUUUUUCAAAUAUAUGGUAACUGCGGAGGAAGCCAUUUUGUCUGAGGAUAAUCACAUCUGUGCAGGUGAUUUGUUAACUGUGUUUGUAAAAUAAAUGGGCUACGAGUGGGUCCGAUCUCCCUGCAUUGAAGAGGGGGAGCAGUUGUAACUACAGGUCCCUAGAAUAAGUUGGGGGGAAAAAAUGCAUGCUUUCAAAUGUGUGUUGGUUUCUGAGUUCACUGGCAGGGAGUCACUCGACAGGCUAUAACUACUUAAAGCCAUAUUCUCUUUUUAUUCCACACUUUGUAAGAGUGGUCAGUUGUUUGGCUUGAAGUGUUUGCAUUCGAUGCCACUAAACAUUUUGGAGGGAGGUGUUCAUCCUCUGAAUGCAAACGUAAACCAGCAAGCCACAGGCUAAGGCUGCAUCACUGAAUACUCGUCGAGCUUGGCGGUUUCAGCCAUCUGUCCGUCUCGUGAAUAGUUGCCUGCGUCCUUGUGGAAUCAUUGUCUUGCCCUUUCAGAUUAAUAGCUAACCAUUGUCACUUGUCCACAAAGUAUGAUGUAUUAAAAUAGUCAUUUUUGAAUGAAAGACACACCACUCUGACGCACAAAGGAAGUGAUGUAAUCAACAUGUUCGUGGUCAUUUAGAGCUGCAUGUCAUUGUGCUUCUUUUUUUUUUUUUUUACAUUCUUGAGUUGCAGUAAUGCAGCUCGUGGAUUUUAGCUGUCGAAGCCGCACCACCGCCGUCCCCUCCUUUUUCUCACACUCUGCUUUUCAGUGAGAUCCCGUUUGAUCUGCGUGUCCCCGGCGCAGGAAAUGUUUUGAUAUGCGGCCUGUUUUGUCAGCUGUUUGGCAGCGAGUUAGAGCAGACACAGUCGAAUCAGUUUGAGCGGAAUCUCCGCAACGGGGGCCGGGGGCGGCUCGCAAUGGAAGUCUACAAAAAAGAAGGAAAAAAAAGAAAAAAGCCAGAGCUUUGUAAGGACUUAAGAAGCCAUUUCCCCAUCCAAAUAUUACCUGGUGUGAGUCACAUCCACACACACGUUAGGUUAGUCGGAUAUACUCUCCGGAAUGUUUUGAACCGUCGAGGACCAUCACGUGGUCCGCUUCGUUUUUGGGUUUGGUUUUGCUAACUGGAAUUUUUGAGAGGUUACUUGACCAACAACUUUCUUUGUAACAGCCUUUACUAACUGACAGGUUAUUUUUUCUUUAUGCAAAAUGUCAAGGGCUUUUGGCACUCCAUCCACAGUAACCCGAAAUGACCCAGAUUUAAGUUGUGUUGCCUUAAAUGAAUGAUUUAAUACGUGAUGGACCAGUAGAUGUUGCUCCUGAGUGCUCCUCUGUCCCCGUGGUUUUCUUUUUAUUCCCAGUUCCAUCUUUACACCACAGGGCAGGAGAGGGCCCCAGAUGGUGUUUUCUUCACUUGAAUGCUAUCGCUAAUACUUUCUUAGACAUAUGGGGGCUCCUGUAUGCCUGCAGACUUUUUUUUGAUCACGUCUUACCCAGCUGCUGCUCCUCAAUACUUUCACCCCCCCCCUAUUUUUAAAACCUAUUCAUAAACACAUUCUCUUUUAAAAUAAUUCUGCACACUGUGGCGUCAUUUAAAACCACGGGAAGACGAGACUUCACACCGUUAAAAAAAUACACUACACAUUUCAUGACGUUUAUUUAUUUUUUUAUGUAGAGGAACAGUCAGGCAUUCAUUUCCUGGUCCAUUUAAUACAGCACAACCUGAAUUUCUCUGCUGCAAAACCAAAUUGACCAUGCUCUUUUACAUAUAUGUCUUUGUAUACACAUGCAAUGUAUUUUGUUGCAUGUAUGUAUGAGUAUGAGACCUAUGGUUUUAUCCAUGAUAUGCUUGAUCUAUGGCUUAGACACUCUUAUUAACCGUUAAGAGAUUUAAAAGACAAAUAUGGUGCUAUCGGACCUCAUAUUGGGGUGGUCACAUCUCGUGACUGGUCAUGCGGACUCAUCGAUCAUAUCAUACUUAAAGAUGCUACAUGUAAGAUUUCCUCUUUUUUUUUUUAGUGUAUUGCUGUGAAAUUGUUCACGACGGCACACUUUUAAUAUUGAUGGAUGUGACUGUCAUCGAUACGUAGUAGCCCCAGCUCUCAUUGUGUCCAGUGCGGGUGAAUUUUUUUUGGGAUCAGUUCCCUAUGGGAAAAACAGAUACUUUCACAUAUAAGGAAGAAGGACAAGUCCCAGCAGCAAACACGUCAGAGGGGCUAUGGAAUGUACUGUCAGUGGUCGUUAUUACAAUUUAACAGUGAUAUGUUAAGAGAAAAUCCUACAUGUUACCUUUACUAUCCUUGAUAUAUGCAGAUCUGUUCAACAGGUGUUAUUUUGUUUUUUGUUUUGUUUUUUCCUACCAGUGCAAGUCAACACCCCUGCAGGUUUGAAAGGACAAGAAGUCACACGUUUAACCUCCUCCCCUCGAUUACUCCCCCACACUGUGGCCCAACCUCAUGGCCUAGUUUGUCAAGGUGUGAUGUGUGCGUCGUUCGGUAGAUAGUGGCAGUAGUAGUGAUCGUUGCCUCUCCCGGAAAUGGCGGAUGUCGCUUUGUGUUUUUUAUUUUAUCAGAGCGCAUCCACCAUUUUCCUCUAGCUGCUGAAUCCGUUUGACCUCCUCUGAAAAGGCAUGGUUUGAUUUGUUGACUAGUAGAGAAGGACCUAAGUCGAAGACAAGCGUCUCCUACACCGGGAGUUAAUGUUUUACGUAGAACACGCAGACUCUAGUUAAUGUUUCUGUACUGAUGAACUGUUUAAAAAGCAUUGAUACCUCAUGGGAUAUUAUGGAACGACAUGUGUAGUUUGUUGUAGCAGAUCGUGUGUGUUUUGGUUCCAUACCAGGGUUAGAGUUCAGCCUCAGCAUUCCUUGUGCAGUCAUUCUCAUACGUGGUGGAAUGCUCAAGCUCAUGUUACCUUCGUAUGUUCGACUGAACCAAAGAUGCCAGCGGCCAUGCCCAAAUGCUGCUCUUCAGGCCUGGCUUCCUGUCCUUCCAAAAAACACCCCUGCAAUUGACAAAAUGUUCUUUGUCUUUUUUUUGUGUGUGCGAUUUCUCAACUGUCGACUUAUUGAGCAACCCCAUUUUUUCAAUGAAUUUUCAUUGAAUUUUCAUUGAAUCUGUCUCUGAAGCCGUUCAUGGCAUCAAGGAUGGUUUAAAAUGGUUGCAAAUUGUUGUUACUUGUUUUGUUUAUUAUUAUUAUUAUUAUUAUUAUUAGUAUUAGUAUUAUUAUUGCUAUAAUUUACAAAAAUGAAAAUCCCAUGGUGUGCCUCCUAGCUUUAUGGGUUUAUAAAUGUUUUUUUCCCUAAAGACCAGCAGUUAUACUUUGUAUAAAAGAUGGAUUUUUCCUUAUUUUUUAUGCCAUUAAAGAUGAAAAAGCCUGUUUUCUUUACUCUGGACCCAGUAGCUGCACUGGUAUACAAUCGCACUGAUAGAUGAAUAAAAAUUAAAAAAAGAAUAAAUGAAUCAAUAAUAAUAAUGAUAAUGACAAAUGAAAUAAGAACUACAAUAAACUUGUGUUUGAAACUUUUUUUAUUAUAAAAAAAACUAUAAAAGCAAAUAAAAAAGAAAAUGACUGUUUUUGUACAUCAAAAUAAAUUCUUUUCAAAAGAAUAUUUUGGAUCUAGUUUCAAAAUUAUUUUAGUGGUUUUCUAUGUUCUGAAUUUUUGAGACACUGACUUCUAAGAUGUGUCACUGUACAAAAUGAAUUUUUUCUGUUGCAGUGGCCUGAUGGGCUGGGAGGGUUGCCUGGUGUAACUCCUCAUACCAACUUUUGUUUCUUUUCCGUUCGAUUUUUUGGAACUUUAUUUCUCUGCUUUAGUAACUUGAAAAAUGUUGAUGGAAAAAUAUGAACUGGGAACUUCAAAUCCAUCCCCUAUAGAGCUAGACCCUUCCUCCUUUCCUAUUGAAUUGCUGUUAGUGUGAUGAGACUUGAAAUGGGCAUUUACUAUGAUACUAUGACUCCAACAGAGAAAAAAAAGCAAACAAACAAAUAUAUAAAAAAAAGGAAAAAAAAAACAAAACAAAAGAAAUUAGCAAAAGAAUUGCAAAAGAAAAGUGGGGGGGGGGGGGAUGACAGAAUAUAUAUAGAUGGGUUAUCUGAGUAUGUAAGCAAUGGCUGUGAAGAUAAUGUAGUUUUAAACAUUGUUAUUACCUUUUAAAAUCAUUUAUUCAAUAAAAAAUACAAAAUCAA